AUGCUUCAAAGGAAUGAUGAGGCUUUGUACGCUGCUGAGAGGGGACGAGCACAGGCUUUACUCGAUACCUUAAAAGUGACUUAUGGCCUUACAUCACUUUCUCCCAGGUCAAUUGAAUCUGAAGAAGAAGUCAGAAAUAUUUCAAGGAAGACAACUGCUUCAACAGUUUUUCUUGCCCUGAAUAAGAACAUACUCAGUAUGUGGGUAUUGCGAAAAGAAGGCAACCAUAUCUUUGGUCAAUUGAUGUUACAAGAAACUGGAAAAGAGCACGAAGAUUCCUUUUCUCCCGUUUUAGACAUUGUUUUAAAAACCAUUGGGGCUGGCGUCGGUAUCAGGUGCGAAAAUCGGUCAAUGGAUAAGCUGAGUACAACAACUUCAACUACUCGAGACGAACAUCAAGCAUCGGAGGCAUCACAGGAGACCACCGCCUGUUUGCAGCAAUUAUAUGAUGCAGUUAUUGGUCCCAUUGAAAACUUGCUUGAUGGUGAUGAACUAAUUGUAGUUCCUGAUGGUGCUUUGUCCAAAGCUCCUUGGGCAGCCCUGAGUGAAACUUUAAGGAUCCGCAGUGUUCCCUCGCUGACAAGUUUGAAAGUCAUCACAGAUUCUCCAAGUGAAUACCACAGUAAAAGUGGAGCCCUGCUUGUUGGAGAUCCAUGCUUGAAGAAAAUUACAGAUAAAUGGGGGAACCCCAUUUAUAAGCAACUGGAGUACGCAAAAAUGGAAGUGGAGAUGAUUGGAGGAAUUCUAAAGAGUCAACCCUUAACAGGUGAAGAUGCAACCAAAGAAGCGGUACUUCAGAGAAUCAAGUCAGUAUCUUUGGUUCACAUUGCAGCCCACGGAAGGCCGGAAACCGGAGAAAUUGUUUUGGCCCCAGACCCCCGAUGCGAAUCCCACACUCCUAAGGAGGAGGACUGCAUUAUGAAAAUGUCUGACAUACAAGCUGUUAAGCUGAGACCCCCGAUGGGAAUCCCACACUCCUAAGGAGGAGGACUGCAUUAUGAAAAUGUCUGACAUACAAGCUGUUAAGCUGAGAGCGAGACUGGUUGUGCUAAGUUGCUGCCACAGUGGUCAAGGAGAGGUCUCGUCUGAGGAUGUGGUCGGUAUGGCACGUGCUUUCUUGUUUGCUGGUGCUCGUUCCGUGCUGGCGACACUCUGGGCAAUU
Porites evermanni is the source of this 1162-nucleotide messenger RNA. Lineage: Eukaryota; Metazoa; Cnidaria; Anthozoa; Scleractinia; Poritidae. The record is from the annotation of a GenBank genome assembly.